Messenger RNA from Ipomoea triloba (trilobed morning glory), 2262 nucleotides. RefSeq lists its product as uncharacterized. Gene Ontology annotation, molecular function: RNA-DNA hybrid ribonuclease activity; nucleic acid binding. The record is from RefSeq and is a predicted model, not a curated record. The transcript is spliced from 2 exons. NCBI's taxonomy places the organism in Eukaryota, Viridiplantae, Streptophyta, Magnoliopsida, Solanales, Convolvulaceae. The coding region runs from base 1 to 2262 and encodes 753 amino acids.
AUGGUUGGGUGGGCUGCUCUCAAGCUUGACAUGGAGAAAGCUUAUGAUCGUAUGGAGUGGACGUUUCUCCGUAAAAUGUUGGUAACAUUGGGUUUUUCUGAAAGGUGGGUUCAGUUGGUUUUGUUAUGUGUCACCACUGUAUCCUACAAUUUUCUGGUGAAUGGGGAAAACAUUGGUCAAGUCAUUCCCACUCGUGGGAUUAGACAGGGUGACCCCCUUUCGCCAUAUUUGUUUAUCAUUUGUGCAAAAGGACUUUCUUUGUUACUGCAGCAGGCCCAAUCCCGGGGAGAUUUUCAUGGGUGCAGGGUUGCCAGAGGUGCACCGCCGGUUUCACAUAUGUUUUUUGCACAUGAUAGUCUUCUGUUUUUGAAAGCUACCAUCCAUGAGGCGGAAGUCAUUAGAAAUUCUCUUAAUAUCUAUGAGAGUAUGUCUGGUCAAGCGGUGAACUACCAUAAAUCCAGUGUAUGCUUUAGUAGGAAUACCUCUGAGGUUUGCAGGGAAGAUGUGGCAUCAGUGUUGGGGGUUACUCAGGCACCCAACUUUGGCAAAUAUUUGGGUUUGCCAUCUUUUAUAGGGAGAAAUAGGAAGGCUGUUUUCUCCUACAUUGAGGAUAAAAUCAAGCAGAGGCUUGGUUCGUGGAACAAAAGAUUAAUCUCACAAGCUGGUAAAGAAAUUCUACUCAAAAGUGUGGCCCAAUCAAUGCCUACUUUCUCCAUGAGUGUCUUCUUGCUUCCAGAUGGGGUCUGUCAAUCUAUUGAGCGGGCCAUGAAUCGGUACUUGUGGAGUUCGGGCAGUGAACGGGGUAUUCAUUGGAAGGCCUGGGACCGUCUAUGCAUUCCAAAGAAUUACGGAGGUUUGGGUUUUAAGGAUCUAAGGGCUUUUAAUCUAGCUAUGCUGGGUAAGCAGGCCUGGCGCUUCCUUACAAGACCAGACUCUCUGGUGACAAGAACUUAUAAAGCUAGAUACUUUCCUAAGACCUCGUUUAUUGAUGCAAAGUUGGGUAGUUGCCUAAGUUAUUGCUGGAGAAGUAUUAUGGGAGCCCAUGAGUUAAUUUGCAGUGGAGUUAGAAGGAGAAUUGGAGAUAGAAGAUCUACUUUAAUAUGGGGUCAUCCCUGGUUACCUGAUGGUCCUAAUUCUAUGAUUCAGACUAACAUGCCCCAUGAAUUAGGUGGCUCUUUGGUUUCAGGUCUGGUUGACCCUAAUACUGGAACUUGGGAUCACUCCAUCCUCUGUGAUAUUUUUAGCCCCACUGACGUCGAACGCAUUUUGAAAAUUCCGGUUAGCCCAGACUAUGAAGACUCAUGGUUUUGGGUUGGGGACCCAGGAGGUACCUAUACGGUCAAACAGGGCUAUAGAAUUACUAUUGGAAACUUUGAGAGCUCGCCAGGAGACUUUGAUAAAUGGUCACAUCUCUGGAAAAUCAAAUCCCCUGCAAAGUGGAAAACUUUUCUUUGGAAGGCCCUCUCAAAUGUUCUCCUUACCACCACCAAUCUGAUUUUAAAGAGAGUUGAGGUGGACCCGGCAUGUCCAAUGUGUGGUCUUGAGCAUGAAAGUAUUAUGCAUUCAUUGAUUUUAUGUGACUUUUCAAGACUAGUAUGGCAUGAAUCUUCUUUGCAUGUUAGUAGUGUGAAUGGGAAUGAUUUUCCAAUGUGGUUUUCUAAUGCUUUGUGUGUGCUAAUGGACGAACAAAUCUUGGUGGCAGUGGCAGUUUUAUAUUAUGUUUGGAGGGCUCGCAACUCGGCCGUUUGGGAGGGGUGUUUGCCGCGGCCGAAGGCUGUAUGGCAGUCCGCUCUAGCGGCGGUGACGGCAUGGCGACAAACGCACCUGGCAGCUCCUCAUUCUCCAUCGACUCCAGUGCUCCUCAACACCGCUCCUUUGCCUGCUGCUGCUGCACAUACGCUGCCGCAUGCAAACGGAUUACCGCCCAAAUGCUACUUCGACGCCAGCUUCAACUCAGCCGCAAGGAAAGCCACGGUAGGAGCAAUCCUUGUCUCGUCAGAUGGGGGUUUUCUAGCAGCCUUCAAUGGUCAUCUCCCCGCUUGUUUUUCACCACUCAUGGCCGAGUCACUCGCAUGCAAGGAGGUUUUAUCUUGGCUCAAAGAUCGUGGUCUGGCUUCCGUGGAUGUCUACACUGACUGCUAUAAUCUCAAACAGCUGUUAUGUUCGAACAACGUUGCCCUUUAUUCUUAUGUUGCUUUUUCGAUUAAUGCCACUAGGGCUUUAAUGUCGUCUUUUACUCAUUGCUCAGUAACUAUGCUCUAG